Molecule: messenger RNA, 928 nt
Organism: Neocloeon triangulifer
Lineage: Eukaryota; Metazoa; Arthropoda; Insecta; Ephemeroptera; Baetidae
Exons: 11
Coding region: 41-811 (256 amino acids)
Source: RefSeq, a predicted model, not a curated record
AAUAUUCAGCAGCGUUCGGGCCCAAUCAUAAUGAAGCGCAAUGUUGCUGCUUUCGAUAGUGUAUAUUGUGGCUCAGAUUUUGAAUGUUGAUUCAAAAGCUGCAAAACUACCAUUUUGCUUUGCAAAUUGCACUUUGCACGACCAAACUCGCGAGAAAUUCUUGGAGUCCACAUAUCCUGAAGAGCUAAUAUCUGGAUCAGAUACUUUGUCUACACUUUUGUCCAAGGAUCGUUCAAAAUACAUUGGAAAUAGAAAAUUUAUUUGUGGUCGUCUGUACUUUUUUGGAUUUACAAAGGUGACAUUCAGGGAUGCAGUAAUUGCCUGUGCCCAAAGACGCAUGCAACUCAUGUCAAUCAAUGACGGACCAAAGCAACAAAAAUGCCUAACUGACAGCAAUAAAAUUACACAGAAUUUUAUCUUUGACUGGCUAAGUGCUGAUAAUUUCGACUAUGUAUGGACCAGCGGGAUGGCCGAGGGGAAUUCAACGAGGUGCAAAUCUGUGGCGUAUUCGUGGUGCGCCAAAGACUCGAGCAUUGUUGAUCCUGAGUUUUUCAACCUUUCCAAAGUUCAGUCAGACCUGAAAUGUUUGGCGGUUAGUCCUAAGAUGGGAAACCUUGCUAGAGUCAGUUGUGAAAAACUGCUACCUUUUUAUUGUGAGAGCCAAUGCAGUACUGUCUUCUGUCCCAGAAAUGAUAUUUGCAAGAAAGACGAGAGCCUUUUUGAUGAAAAUAAUGAACUAAAAAACGGCCUCAGCUUUGGAGUCUGGACUCAAAUAAAUGUCGUGGACGGAGAACAUAAAGAUGUGCUGUAAACUCGGAAUGAGUCCUAUUUACCCUGAUACCAAUAGGAUAAGGAAACUCAACAGCGCAACAUUUUACCCACGUAACCCAAAAAUUAAGAAUUCAAACCGGGCUCACUAAUUGCAAAA